AUGAUCACCAAAUACAUGACCGAGAUCACCACGCGGUUCAAUCCGUUUACGAUGCAGGCCCGCCCCGCCCGCCUCUUCCUCUCCUUCCUGCCACCCAACGCGCGCCAGUCCGGCCUCACGAUCAACACGGUCCUGCUGCCCAAGACGUCCAAGGAGGCGCCCUCGCUGUUUGUCAAGUUUAAGGAUGGCAAGGAGAUGACGCUCGACUGCGAGAAGCUGGGGAUCAAGGGCCUGCUGGAAGAGGUCGAUCGGCACUCGAGAGGCCUGCAGAAGCAGGCCGACAUGACGGAUUCUUGA
This is a messenger RNA of Verticillium alfalfae VaMs.102, 297 nucleotides long. RefSeq names its product mitochondrial 54S ribosomal protein YmL44. Gene Ontology annotation, molecular function: structural constituent of ribosome. The record is from RefSeq and is a predicted model, not a curated record. Gene Ontology annotation, cellular component: mitochondrial large ribosomal subunit. Bases 1 to 297 code for a protein of 98 amino acids. The transcript is spliced from 2 exons. Lineage: Eukaryota; Fungi; Ascomycota; Sordariomycetes; Glomerellales; Plectosphaerellaceae.